This is a messenger RNA of Hyla sarda, 910 nucleotides long. It is a transcript of the gene SRPX2, whose product is annotated as sushi repeat containing protein X-linked 2. The record is from RefSeq and is a predicted model, not a curated record. NCBI's taxonomy places the organism in Eukaryota, Metazoa, Chordata, Amphibia, Anura, Hylidae.
AUGACAUCACAGCUCGGGGUGGGGCUGAAUGUCAGUGAAUGGUCAGGAGACGACGUGUAUACGAGCUGCGCGCUGCAGUCAUUCUCCUGGAUUUUCUCCGUUUUCUCUUUAGUUGUUCGCUGGUGUUAUGACCUAAAGAUGGCGGAUGGGGAGGUCACGUGUUACUCACCCCGCGGCGGGGGCUAUCGCAGUACGCUUGGGACCAGGUGCAGUUUGUCAUGUGAUCAGGGAUUCCAGCUGAUUGGUCAGAGCUCCGUCCGCUGUUUACAGAACCGCCGCUGGUCCGGAUCAGCGCACUGCAGACGGAUCCGAUGUCACGUGUUACCGCCGAUCCCCUACGGGGCGCUCCAGUGCACGUCCGGCGUCUACGAGGGCUCGCGCUGCCAUUACACCUGCUCUCCAGGAUAUCAGAUCGAGGGCGAUCGCAACCGCGUCUGCAUGGAGGACGGGCUCUGGAGCGGGGGAGAACCCUUCUGUGUAGAUAUUGAUCCACCAAAGAUUCAGUGUCCGACCUCUAGGGUGAAAGUUGCCGAUCCAGGGAAGGUGACGGCUGUGGUGUCCUGGGGGAGGCCGACGGCGAGGGACACGGCUGAUGGCGUCAUAACGAGAGUUUAUCGCAGGGGCCCCGAACCGGGAAGCGAACUCCAAGAAGGCGAAAGCGUCAUCCGCUACACGGCGUACGACCAAUCCAAGAACCGCGCCAGCUGCAAGGUCAUAGUGCACGUGCAAGUCAGGAGAUGUCCCGUCCUUUCUUCUCCUCCUCAUGGCUUUAUGACCUGUAGCUCCGCUGGAAACAACUAUGGGGCCACCUGUGAAUAUGAUUGUGAGGGCGGCUACGAGCGCCGGGGCCCCUCCGCCAGGGUCUGUCUCUUCAGUCAGCAAUGGGCUGGAUCAGCGGUCACCUGCACCC